Symbiodinium necroappetens is the source of this 1515-nucleotide messenger RNA. NCBI's taxonomy places the organism in Eukaryota, Dinophyceae, Suessiales, Symbiodiniaceae. The record is from the annotation of a GenBank genome assembly.
AUGAUGCGUGAACUAGCGAUCUGGCUCGGCUUGAAGAGCGACGCCUGCACUGGGGAGGUAAGCGGCUUUGCGUUGGGAGCAUUUCUUAAAGAGAGCAAAAUAAGGCGCCAUCCGUACGGAGCUGGAGAGGUGCCACCGGCUGUAAAGGGCGUGGCGUUCAUCGAAGGAGGGUCUGCCUUGGUUCUCAGCAAGCCGGAGCUCCGAGACGUCGCCCAAAUCAUAGCUUACACUGAAGUGUUCGUGGGCAGCGUCUCAAGCGGCAUGAUGCUGUGUAGCUCCGCCACGCGCCUUCAUGGCGGCCAUGGGGCGUCCCAGCCGAGGAGGCUCGGAGCAGUCGCUCUCGGGGCUUUUCUCAUCGCCUUGUCGCAUGCCGACCUCUUUGCGGUGCUGCGCAGCCCGCGAACGUCCCGAAGCCUGGUGGCUAGGCAUGCGGCCCAACCAACCUACAGAAAUCCCAUUGACUACAAGUACGAGUUGGCAGAUGAGCAGGAUGAUACACAGUCCCUGACUCGUGACGUGGUGGUCAACGACAUUCGAGAUCUUAACGAGCUCUUGAAGCUGCGAGACCCUAUUUGUCCGGAUGAGGAGAACGUCCUUCUGAUGGCCCUCACGCUGGACAACGGCACUCGCAUUGAGCGGCCCACGGCCGAGGACUUGCGAAUGCUCAAGCCUUCCAAGCUACGCCCCGUGGUCUUCCACUGGAGGGACGCGAGCAAAGAUCAGACAAACGCUCCGAAAGAAUACGACGAGAUCAUACAGAGACUGCUGAAUUCAGGGCCACAGGACUUCGAGGAGCUGGUGCGAGCCAACUGGAAGAUGUUCGAUCGAGGUUUCUACUUCCGGCUGUACAAUCUGCGGGAAGACUGUGAAGACCCGCAGCUCAAGCAGAAGAUGCAGAACCUGGAGACGUACACUCUUGAGCUGAUCCAGAAAGCUCAAGAACAGACUCGAAAGAAGCUGCCCGAGCAGGAUGCAGACGCCCAGGCCAUCCUGACUACAAUGCUAGAGGAGGAUGGACAGACGCUCCUUUGGCCGCCUCCGCCAGAGGCCUAUGCACGCUUGGCUGAGGAGAUCAGCAAGAGAGCAACAAGGUCCAAGUACGAGGAUGGCUGGUUCGAGUCGGUCACGACGGUCUGCGAGAACUUCGGAGCAAAGAUGCAGGCAAGACAAGAGAUGCAGAUGCUGGGCAUGUCGCAGAUCGUCAUGCAGCGGCUGGUCACCGAGUGGCUCCGACACGACAGCAUAUGGGAGGAGACUGCUGAAGGCAGAUUCCUUUUUCGGCUGAUGAGCAUCGCGCACGAGCAAUGGGAAACUCAGUUCAUGUACGAGCAGGACCCGGUAGAUCCCAUGAAGAUGCGAGAGGAGAUCAAGAUCAUCAGCGAGACCAAGGUGAUCCGCUUGCCCAUGGGUUCCAAGCUGCAAAUCUACGCGGCCAAGUACCUCCAGGGGCUUCUAGAGUUCAUCGACAAGACGAUCGACAAGAAGGGCGAGGUCGUGGAUGUCCAGGCGAACUGA